This is a messenger RNA of Clarias gariepinus (North African catfish), 2197 nucleotides long. RefSeq names its product protein O-glucosyltransferase 1 (gene poglut1). Gene Ontology annotation, molecular function: UDP-glucosyltransferase activity; UDP-xylosyltransferase activity. Gene Ontology annotation, cellular component: endomembrane system. NCBI's taxonomy places the organism in Eukaryota, Metazoa, Chordata, Actinopteri, Siluriformes, Clariidae. Gene Ontology annotation, biological process: positive regulation of Notch signaling pathway; protein O-linked glycosylation. The coding region runs from base 30 to 1199 and encodes 389 amino acids. The record is from RefSeq and is a predicted model, not a curated record. The transcript has 11 exons.
UCUCAGUCACGACUAAUCCAUACAAAAACAUGGAGCUGCUCUGUUUGUUCAUUCCGCUUUUUCUUUUACUCCUGACUGAACCCGAGUUUAGCCUCGCUGAUAAAGGAACAAGAUGGCAGAAAUAUAUCACUCAGAUUACUGAGACCACAAAAAACUACCAGCCAUGCAGCCAGGAGAACUGCAGCUGCCACAUCAGUGUCCUGAAGGAGGACCUGAAGCCAUUCAACAACGGCAUCACGAAAGAACUCAUGAUGGACACAGUGCGGCGUGGUGUGGGUACCCAUUACCAGAUCAUGAAUCGCAAACUAUACAGAGAACCGGAGUGCAUGUUUCCAGCAAGGUGCAGUGGAGUUGAGCAUUUUAUCCUAAAAGUGAUUGACAGGUUGCCGGAUAUGGAGAUGAUAAUCAACGUGCGUGACUAUCCUCAGGUGCCAUCAUGGGUUCAGCCUGUACUCCCCGUUUUCUCCUUCAGCAAGACAUCAGAUUAUCGGGACAUCAUGUACCCUGCCUGGACAUUUUGGGAAGGAGGACCUGCCGUUUGGCCCAUUUACCCCACUGGACUGGGUCGCUGGGACCUGAUGAGAGAAGACCUAAAAAAAGCAGCAGCACAGUGGCCUUGGAAAAAGAAAAGCCCCAAAGGGUUCUUCAGAGGCUCCAGGACCAGUCCAGAGAGAGAUCCAUUAAUCUUGCUCUCCAGAGAGGAUCCGGGUCUAGUGGAUGCGGAGUACACUAAGAAUCAGGCGUGGAAAUCUGAAAAGGACACUCUGGGUAGACCCCCAGCCAAGGAAAUUCCCCUGGUAGACCAUUGUGAAUACAAAUACCUUUUUAAUUUCCGCGGCGUAGCGGCAAGCUUUCGCUUCAAGCACCUGUUCCUCUGUGGCUCGCUGGUCUUCCACGUAGGAGAAGAAUGGCUGGAGUUUUUCUAUCCUCAGCUUAAGCCUUGGGUUCACUACAUCCCGGUGAAACAGGAUCUCUCUGAGCUCAGAGAGUUGCUGCAGUUUGUCAAGGAAAACGACAAAGUGGUAGAAGCCAUUGCGUUGAGAGGCCAGACGUUUAUCGAGGAUCACCUCCGUAUGGAGGACGUGUCCUGCUACUGGGAGACGCUCCUCACUGACUACAGCAAGCUGCUCGAGUACAAACCUAAACGUAAAUCCAGCUACAACCAGGUUACCCGUAAACCCGACAGGUCUGAACUUUGACCUGCAAGCGCAAAUAGUUAUAAAGUGUCCAGAAAAUGACUUCCUUGUUGUUUCUAGUUGACUUUGGCACUUGUUUCAAAAAAGGGGGGGGGGGAAUAAUGACUAGAAUGUAGCUUAGUUGUCCAAAAUUGGCUGAAAAGUGAGAAUAAAGUGCAUUAAGGGUUAAACAUUAAAACAUCUCUCAGUGCUUUACGUGGUGCUACUGUAGGAUGUAGUAAAGGCAGCUCUUUUCAACUAUUCUGUGCUUAGUGCUCUCGUAAUGCUCUUUCUGCAUUGUCAAUAGGACUAAUAUUAUCAGUGAAGCUUAAAACCACUUCUGGACAGGUGUUCUUUCCAUCUGUAUAUACUGAACUAUUGAAGGUAGACCAACUGAAGACAGGUACAUACUGCCCCCUUCUGGGUGGUAAUCAAAAUAAGAAGGAAAAAAAAGCAGACACAUGCAAGCAGUGUUCACUUAGUGUUUGUAGAUAUUUUCCUGCUGAAGUGCACUUCGUUAGAGUUCUCGUUAGCAUUAUAUCAUUUUUAUUAUCGAGCUGGAGUUAAAAUUCUAAAAUAAUUGCAUCUUAGCCCAAACCGAUCAUCUUCCUUUGUUGUACAGUACAUAUCCAUUUAACCACCAGCAAAUCAAGCUCUUCAACCAACAUGAAAGUGCCACUGUUCUAUGAAUGUGAAGGUUCUUUUGCCAUUAAGACCAUCCUAAGGAGCCACGUUGGCAUGACCGUGUUGAAUAUGUUCUAGUAUUCUCCAAGUUCAUCAGCAAUAAGUGUUCAUGUCUAGUGGGUUUACAUUGUGCUCCAUUUUGUUCGAAAUCCAGUGACUGUAAACAAUGAAAUGAAACGGAAUAUGCAGUUGAGUGUGGAGAUUUAAAACAUCUAAUAUUUUGCAUUAUUAGACGAAUAUGAAAACGUGUGGAGGUUUUUAAAAAGUCUAAUAUUUUGCAUUGUAUGUUUAUCCAUUUGCUUCUAAGACCAAAUAAAUAAUAUUUUUUAAAAGUUGCA